AUGACCGUCGUCAACGUCGUCAGGGGCGAGGUCGAGGAGGUCCUGCCUGCCGAAACAUAUGCGCCUCUCUCGGACAAGACACUUGUCGCCUCAGCGCACUUCAACGCUACUAGCGAGGUCGUCGCCAUCGAUCUGGACACGGGCUUGUGGGAGUCGAUCACCCCUGAGGACGAUGUCAGCCAGAUCCACAUCAAUGAUCCAUCGAGCAGCAAGAUUGUCCGCAAGUCUGUCAACCACGGCAUAUCUGACAAGUGGAUCGCUCGUCCCGAGGCACUCAGCAUCCGAGCCAGCGUGACUGCGCCCGCGCGCGACAUUCACGGGUCCCUGUGGGCUCCCAAGAACCCAGAGUACGUGACUGAUGAGGAUACACUUCCGCCUCUCAUUAUUGUCACGCACGGAGGGGCUGUCGAUGUGUCCGACAUCUGUGACCUGGACAGCUUCAACGCUGGAACGCACAAGUUGGAGUUCAAAUACACAGACGCGCUCGCCAUCUCGGAGCUCAACAUGCCUGAGGCGGAUAAGAAGAAGCGAUACACUGAGCGGAGCGUGUUGUAUCACGUCACCCAGGUCGCGGCACCACUUCUGAUUCUACAUGGCAAAUGCGACACGGUCGUACACAUGAAUCAGGCAAUAGACAUGGGAGAGGCGAUGAAGAUGAGGGCCAAGGACAUGGCGCUGGUGAAAGUAGACCACGACGGUCACAUGCUCGACAAGCCCGCCAGUGCCAAGAUCUGGCUGGAUGACGAAGAGGUGGCGGAGGAAAACACUGCUGUAAUUGUUGUGUACUGCUAG
Emericellopsis cladophorae is the source of this 792-nucleotide messenger RNA. RefSeq names its product dipeptidyl peptidase IV. Gene Ontology annotation, molecular function: serine-type peptidase activity. Bases 1 to 792 code for a protein of 263 amino acids. The record is from RefSeq and is a predicted model, not a curated record. NCBI's taxonomy places the organism in Eukaryota, Fungi, Ascomycota, Sordariomycetes, Hypocreales, Bionectriaceae. The transcript is spliced from 4 exons. Gene Ontology annotation, biological process: proteolysis.